UUGCAUUAUUGCAAAACGUGGCAGGGUAGAGCUGCCCAGCCUUCGCCGCUGCUGCUCAUUUGUAAUGCUGCCUUGAGGAGAUGAGAGCGAACUGUUGCAGCAGCUCAGUCCACCCUGCCAACGGUUCGGAGGAGGAGCUGCCAGUGGGGCUGCAGGCACAUGGCGACCUGGGACUUGUUUUCACAGUGGCAUCCGCUGUGAUGAUGGGCCUGCUCAUGUUCUCCUUUGGAUGCUCCGUGGAGAUCCGGAAGCUCUGGUUGCACAUCCGGAGACCCUGGGGCAUCGCCGUGGGACUGCUCUGCCAGUUUGGGCUCAUGCCUCUUAUAGCCUAUCUGCUGGCUGUCAGCUUUACUCUGAAGCCGGUCCAAGCCAUUGCUGUUCUCAUCAUGGGGUGCUGCCCAGGGGGAACCAUCUCUAACAUCUUCACCUUCUGGGUUGAUGGAGACAUGGACCUCAGCAUCAGCAUGACAACCUGUUCCACAGUGGCUGCCCUGGGGAUGAUGCCACUCUGCCUGUAUCUCUACACCUGGUCCUGGAACCUGGCGCAGAACCUCAGAAUUCCGUAUCAGAACAUAGGAAUCACCCUAGGGUGCCUGAUCAUCCCCGUGGCCUUCGGAAUCUAUGUGAAUUUCAAGUGGCCCAAGCAAUCCAAAAUCAUUCUCAAGGUUGGGGCCGUUGUCGGGGCACUGCUCCUUCUGCUGGUCGCGGUCGCUGGAUUGGUGCUGGCACAGGGGUCUUGGCAUUCAGACACCACCCUUCUGACCAUCAGUUUCGUCUUCCCUUUCGUCGGCCAUGUCGCGGGCUUUCUGCUGGCUCUCCUCACACGCCAGUCUUGGCAAAGGUGCAGGACGAUUUCCUUGGAAACGGGAGCUCAAAAUAUUCAGAUGUGCAUCACCAUGCUCCAGCUGUCUUUCACUGCUGAGUACUUGGUCCAGAUGUUUAGCUUCCCAUUGGCCUAUGGACUCUUCCAGCUGUUGGAUGGAUUUCUCAUAGUUGCAGCCUAUCAGACCUAUAAGAGGAGACUGAAGAACAAGCAGAGGAGGAGGGAGCCGGAGCACGUUGAAGGCUGCCCCAAGCAGAGAUCCACGUCUCCCAAAGAGACCAGAGCCUUCUUGGAGGUGAAUGAAGAAGCCGCUGGAGCUCCGGGGCCGUCAGGGCCAACGGAUGGCCACGUGGCCUCCGGGGAACAGUGUGCACCUGCGGGCCUGGCUGCUCCGCUGUCUCCGGCGGCCAGUAAAGGCGGGGCCGGGCUGAGGCACGAAUCUCACUGGUAGGGCCGUGAGCCCCGUCAGUGCGCACGUCUGAGCCUGGUGCGGAUCGUGCGUGGCGAUGGGAUCCCUUGUCAAGGAAGUUCUUUAGGAGGUUCGCACACCCGGCAGCACCGUGCGUCGCGGCGCGAAGCCGGCCUCAUGCUGUGGAUUUACUUGGAGAACAGGAGUCAGGACUCUGCAGGAGAGGCCGGGCGCGGCGGGUCCUUUGGAGCACCCGGGAGGACGCACAGAGCUUUUAAUGCGGAGUGAGGCCCCUCUCGCCAAGGAGUGCUAUCUGUAGAGGAAUCGGAACCCCUUGAUCAUAGAGCUGUAAUACAAGCUGAGAGGGCAUCGGCAGAGCGCCUGAGGUUAAGCAGCCAACGCCUUGCAUUUCCACUCGCUGGAGAGUGGCCUGCUCGGGAUCAGUUGAAAACCACGGAGGUGUAUGAGUGGCGUUUGCAGGCGUCUUGGUGACAUGCUGUAUAGAGGGCAGCUUUGUGCGUCAGUCUGCACUGAUCUACCUCACUCUUUCAGACAGUGGCUGCCCAAAAUACUGCACGGGCCGCCGGGGCUGACAUUGAAGCAGCCUGUCAUCGCGGCGUUCAGACAGCUCGCCCUGCACCAGUGGAAGCGGGCAGCGGCUUCCACAGCUGUACCGGUUGGUGUUGUCCGUGUCUUCCCAUGCAGUCCACCAGCCUGGCGGUGGGUAAAAGCCAUCUUCCUCUCUUGCGACAUCAUUAAAGAUGUUUUCCUGUAACUUU
This is a messenger RNA of Oryctolagus cuniculus (rabbit), 2011 nucleotides long. It is a transcript of the gene SLC10A6, whose product is annotated as solute carrier family 10 member 6. The record is from RefSeq and is a predicted model, not a curated record. Gene Ontology annotation, biological process: bile acid and bile salt transport. Gene Ontology annotation, cellular component: membrane. Gene Ontology annotation, molecular function: bile acid:sodium symporter activity. Lineage: Eukaryota; Metazoa; Chordata; Mammalia; Lagomorpha; Leporidae.